Messenger RNA from Beauveria bassiana ARSEF 2860, 1137 nucleotides. RefSeq names its product canalicular multispecific organic anion transporter 1. Lineage: Eukaryota; Fungi; Ascomycota; Sordariomycetes; Hypocreales; Cordycipitaceae. Bases 1 to 1137 code for a protein of 378 amino acids. The transcript has 4 exons. The record is from RefSeq and is a predicted model, not a curated record.
AUGUGUCUUUUCCCUGGCUGCUUGAACGCCCCAGAAUUCUCUGAUCUCCACCGGCCAAGCAGUCUGUCCCCGUGCCGCUUCGAUCAUCCCCGUUUCUUCGAUGCUUCUCCGCAGCUACGUACCAGAUUUUCUAUCAAGUCUAGCCAAUACACAGAUGCGCGAGUAUCAUCUCCUCCACCUCUUUCCCACCUUCACCAUCUCACAAGCCGAAGUGGCGCAGGUGCUUUCUGCAAAGAAUUUUUUUCACUAGUAUCUGCCCUAAAGGCAUUUCUCCUAUUUCGUCGCCCUUACUUGUCCAGCUGUGGACUCACCAACACCAUGCUCGACAAGAUGGACACUCACUUUGGUCCGGCCGACGUCGGCCGCUUCGACUUCACCAUCUUGUUCGAGCAUACCAUGCUUGGCCUCGUCCCCACAGGCAUCAUUGUCUUGGCCCUGCCCACCAGGAGCUCUGCUCUGGUUCAAGCUCGCCCCGGCGCUGCCCUGGUCGCCAUCCAGCUAGCCAGUCUGAUUCUUUGGUACCGCGCUGCUCGCACAAUUGUUUCUCUGGCAGCGGCAAUCAUGUCUUUUGCCGCAUCUGUAUGCGUUCUCGCAAUUAUUUACAUCACCUACAUCUAUGCUGUCCAACCGUCAGUCAGCAUUACUGAGCAUCUUCUUGCCCAUCACCAUGCUCUUCGAUAUCACGAUGGCCCGGUCUUACUUUAUGAGAGGCGGAUUGGCCGCCAUAGCUGCUCUAUGCCGAAGCGCAACCUGCUCUAUUCUGAUAAAAUUCGCGAUAAUGCGGGCACGGAGGGAUUCAGCGGCUUUUGGAACCGAUCCAUGCUGAUAUGGGUCACUCGCCUUGUGGUGAAGGGCAGUCAUCAGCACUUGAAAGUGGAAGACCUUCCACCGAUUGGCCAGCAAGACAACCCCGAACAGCUCUACAACCGCUUCACGCCGUUCUGGGAUACAUUGGCAGCUGCCACAAUUUCCAAAUGGCCACUGAUUCGAGCCGGAGUUCGCACACUCUACUGGGAAUUUCUGAACUCGAUACUACCUCGACUAUGUCUUGUUGGCUUUUCAUUUGCCCGACCAUUCUUGAUGCAAUGGACAGCGUCAGCGGUUGUGCGGUUUUGCAGUCUCAAACGAAUGGCCUAA